AUGCGCAAAACGAUUUCCCGAGCUCGAGCAUAUUAUGAAUUAAAGGCCGAAUCAAAGAAGGCUCAAGAGGAGACAAUUCGAGCAGCCGGCCUUUACCAGAUGGCCAAUAGUAUAUAUCGAGCGGCCAAAGAGACCAUCAUGUUGGCUGAAGAAAAGCUGACCCAUGAAGGUCAAACAGCCGAAUUAUCUACUGCCUGGCAGGAAAUGCUGAAUCAUGCUACGAUCAGAGUGGCGGAAGCUGAAAAGGAGAAAAGGAAUCGACAAGAAGAGCAUCAUCGGACGGCCAAAACAUUUGCGGAAUUAGAACUCCAGUUACAAAUGAACGAAAAAUUGUACCCGAAGUCAAUAGAAAAGGCGAGAGCUUACUUUGAAAAAAAGACCGAAAUGGAACAGGAACUAGAGCAACAAAAACAAAAUGUAAUCGCUUUACAAAAACGGCUACAAGAAGCAAAGACAGAAUAUUCGAGUGCUCUUAAAAACUUGGAACGGAUAUCUGAAGAGCUACACGAAAAGCGAAAAUUAAAAGCCCUCCUCCAGUACCCACGAGAACCGGGCGUUGGUGCAGAAAGCGAAACUUCAAAAUGUCUCAGCAUUUCUGAAAUGAACUUGGGUUCGUUAACUCUUUCUACCGGAAGUGAUGAAGAAUAUUCGUCUGAGUCGAGCAGCAGUGAGGAUGAUUUUAGCAAAGAUCAAGAUCCAGAUCAAAAUUCACAGAACGAAAUACACAGUGAUUGCGUCGAUAACAUGGAAAUGUCCUUUUUUCCUCGUCCAGAAACACCACUUCCACCGCAGCCACCUACACCUCCCACAACACCAAUAUUCCCAUCAGACUCUCAAUAUCCCCACAAUUUCCGGAUUUGUCUCGCCUCCAUCUUACAGUUUACUCUUCUUCGUCAUCAUCGUCUUUUUCUUCAUCGUCCAUUAUCACUUGUCCAACGACGUCAACGAGUUCGUGGCUGUCAUCUGAUUUCUGUUCCGUUUCACUGA
This is a messenger RNA of Acanthosepion pharaonis, 987 nucleotides long. Lineage: Eukaryota; Metazoa; Mollusca; Cephalopoda; Sepiida; Sepiidae. The record is from the annotation of a GenBank genome assembly.